This is a messenger RNA of Xenopus tropicalis (tropical clawed frog), 3266 nucleotides long. It is a transcript of the gene sgpp2, whose product is annotated as sphingosine-1-phosphate phosphatase 2. Lineage: Eukaryota; Metazoa; Chordata; Amphibia; Anura; Pipidae. The transcript is spliced from 5 exons. The coding region runs from base 223 to 1425 and encodes 400 amino acids. The record is from RefSeq and is a predicted model, not a curated record.
UCUACAUACUUGUCAGGUGAAUGCAAUGGUGAGGAAAAUGCUGUUCUCCAACCUGCAGAAACAGGUAAAGGAUGAGUAAGGUGUGCGCAGGCACUAGGACCGCCUUGUACACCUCUUUUCCACGUUCUCUCCUGUGUGCAGCCUGUUGUAUGAGUGCAGAUCAAAGUGCAGAAAGGCUGGGUUAUUCACCGUGCCUCUCCCCUGGGUUUAGUCAUAUAGAAUAUGGCCCAGCUGCUGAAAAGUCUGCAGGACCCACAGCUGGUGGCCCAAUUCCAGAGGUACUGUGGGCUGACCCUGCAGCCAAAGGGUGAGGCUAAUGGGAUUUCUCUAGGGAAUUAUCCUUUAGAGACCAAUCAAGGAGCAAGAUGCAAGACCACAGGGGGCAAUGGAAUUCCCCAGCAAAAUGGUAACACCAACCACAGCAAUGGAUCAUAUGCAAAUGGAGCACUCAAACAGGGCAAUACCAAGAAAUACCGGGUGCAGAACUAUUUUCUGUACUACCUCUUCAGAUUUGCUGCUGCUCUGGGACAAGAAGUGUUUUACAUCACUUUCUUACCUUUCACCUACUGGAAUCUUGAUCCUUUCAUAGGGCAUCGUCUGGUUGUUGUCUGGGCUAUUGUCAUGUAUUUGGGCCAAGCUUCUAAGGACCUUUUAAAAUGGCCACGUCCUUCAUCUCCCCCUGUGGUAAAGCUGGAAACCAGAGUAGAUGCUGAAUAUGGAAUGCCAUCCACACAUGCUAUUGCUGCUACUGCAAUUUCAUUCACGUUCCUCUUGGCAACAGUGGGGCGAUAUCAGUACCCAUUUUGGCUUGGAUUUUUGGCUGCACUCUUCUUAUCCACUCUUGUGUCCCUUAGCAGGCUGUAUACAGGGAUGCAUACUGUGUUGGAUGUCAUCUGCGGAGCUUUGAUCGCCCUGUUAUUUUUGGCAUUAACUUACCCAGUAUGGGACAAGAUGGAUGAAGUGCUUCUUGCCCACCCUCUCUCUCCAAUAUUUACAGUCACUGUGGGCUUUCUCUCAAGCUACAACUACCCUAAAAUGGAUCAUUAUAGUACCACCCGAGCUGACACUACUACUAUAAUUGGAGUUGCAGUUGGCACUUGUGUGGGUGUCUCAGUCAGCAAGCUUCAACUGAAUUCUAUACCUUCAAGCCAUUUUCCUCUGCCCAUUCCUCCCAUCAGUUUGCACAGUGUGGUACUACAAACAGAGCGGUUUCUUCUCGGGGUCCUUCUUCUGCUCAUAACACGAUUUGUUGCAAAAACACUCUCACUGCAAACUCUUGGUAAAUGGCACAAUGUUUGCACUCAGGACCAUCUUGUUAGGCAAAGACUGGAAAUUGAAGUGCCCUACAAGUUUGUGACCUACACCUCAAUAGGCCUUGUUGCUACUGGCGUGGUUCCUCAGCUCUGUGAGUUUCUAGGAAUAUAAGGAGCACAAUUAAGAGUUAACAGCAUAUCUGAGCUACUACUUUAAAAGUAACCAUCACAGACAUGAGUGUUUACCACAAUGAUUGUACUGAACGUUUUACAAACAAGCCACUUCUUCAAGUCCAAGGCUCAGUACUAUCCUGAUGUUAAUUUGGGAAAACAAAAAUAUCCAGCCACCUACUAAACUAUUGCACAAGGCUUUCUUUGUGAUUGCACAGAAUACCCUGGUGGUGUGACUAGUGAUUAGAACUAAUUACACUUUAGUGUUUUUGCACUUGCACUACUUACUGGGUUAAGAGAGAGAGAGAGAACAACCACUAGGAAGAAACCUAACACUUUCUAACAAAUGAUUAUAGUCAUUUUAGAACAGUUUGUUGUGCCACACAAAGUCCGGCUAUCAACACUAAUAUUUUCACAAGUUAGGAAAGCUUUUCAAGAAUCGUCUUACAGGAUAAUAAAGUUCUCAAGUGGGCAACAACCAACCAAAGCUGCUCCUCCCAUGGGUGAACUAAUUCAUUUACCCAACAUCCAGCAAAAGGAAUGGCCAGGUGUUCGAGGUCACACCUAGGUUGUGAGGUGCCACAAGUUGGACAUCCAGUGAUGUUGUGGCCUUAGCUUGAUCACUAGGAACAAUGAUUCCUGUUCUACAGCACUGACAAAUAUUUUCAUGGUGUCUUCUGUAUCAUCCAGUUAGUUUAGUUAGUAUUUUCAAUUCUCCUAUAUUAAAGGAGUAGGCUAAAAUGAAGACUGCGGGUUAUUGUAUAUAUAUAUUAUAUAUUGUAUAUAUAUUAUAUAUACACACAUAUAAAGAAAUCACAAUAAACCCAUCAAGUCUGAAUGUCUGACUGUAAAAAAUCCUACAUUUAAAGAAAAAAAAUUGACCCCUUCUUAGAAGCUGUUAUUUCUAAUCUUUAAUUAUAUAGAGUGUAUACACAUUAAACAAAAAAACCCUUAAACAUGAAGCAAGAAAAAUUAUGAAUUUUUCUUGGUUGAAAGGGUUGUGUUUGCCAAGCCAGUAUUAAUUGUAUGGUCCUACUAUAUACAUGCAAUGUCCAACCCAAACGGUAUCUAACUUAUCAGUCUGUGGCCCAAACAAACAAAUGCUUUAUAACUGACAUACACAGUUAUGGGAAAAUAGUAUUCUGGUAGUUUGGGACAAUGGCUUAAAUAAUUAGAUCUGCUGGCCAAGAAAAUAAACUGCAGCUCUUCAUCUGUUGAAGCACAAUGCACCCAUUGACAAGCUGAUUGGACAAAUCUGUUUCAAUGCAAUAUGGUUGAAAUUGCCCCAUUCUGGGUGUGUAUGGCCUUUUAAAGACUCCUUUAGGUCCGGUUCUGACUGUAGCAGGCAGUUGGCUCCCAAGAGAGCAAACCUCAGAGCCUUUUUGUCUGGGGUCUUUGCAGCAAUGUCAUGGGCUUCAAAUAAAUAACUGAAUGAAUCCCCAAAUAGGUUAUAAUAAUCAGUGUUAAAAAAAAAAGGUGGUGUGUGGACUGGACUAGGGAAGCAGGAACGGAGCUCCUAGAGAAAUACAAAUGGUUCAUGUAAUGAGAUGAGAUGGUGUAUAUCUGCAAAUGAGGGGCCAUGAGGUUCUGAAUGUUGUGUUUAGGCAUAAAUGCCCAGUUUUUAUAUUUAACAAAUAUCUGCUUGCACUGCUGCCUCCCCUGAAUUCUGUACAUUUACACUGAACAAAUCUGGUUAUCCUGUACAUGCAAUGCACAGAUCAUUCCUAGAAAUAAUGAAAGCAGCAUUUCAUUACAUUAAAAUGUGUAUGUGCUUACUGGUCUUUGUUUUUCACUUGGUAUUUGGUAUUUUGUAUUGGAAAUAAAAGGCAUCUAUAGAGUUUA